This is a messenger RNA of Galeopterus variegatus (Sunda flying lemur), 2305 nucleotides long. It is a transcript of the gene GLT8D2, whose product is annotated as glycosyltransferase 8 domain containing 2. The transcript is spliced from 11 exons. NCBI's taxonomy places the organism in Eukaryota, Metazoa, Chordata, Mammalia, Dermoptera, Cynocephalidae. Gene Ontology annotation, molecular function: glycosyltransferase activity. The coding region runs from base 814 to 1863 and encodes 349 amino acids. The record is from RefSeq and is a predicted model, not a curated record. Gene Ontology annotation, cellular component: Golgi apparatus.
UUUCUCUCCCCAGCCGGAGCCUCCCUUUUGGUAUUUUCGGGAGAAGCUACCGCGUUUUCCUUUCCGUCCACUUUAAUUGAGCAUCUACGAUGUGCGGGCGAGUCAGACUCUUGAAACGGUUACAACACACAACGUGAGAAAAGCUCGAGUAGAGCGGUCCAAAGUGGAGAGAGCGCAGGGAGGGGACCGGGAAGGUCUGUCUGCGAGAGGAUGCCCGAGAAUGCGGCGGGGAGCCUGGGCCGCGAGCGAGCGCUGAGCCGGCGCUGCGCACCGGCCGGGCCAGCACCGCGGGAGAGAAGGUCGCAGCAAAGCCCGCAGAGACAAAUCGAGGUCGGGGCUCGGGGCUGCCCUGCCAAGACGUUUAGGAACGAGCAGCCUUGUUUUUGAAACGAUGUGCACGCAGACUGCUGGACGAGGCUGUGAGAGGAAGUCUGGCCGAUCUGAGCUGGCCAGCCGAGCACAUCUGGAAGUGGUUUCAGCGCCCGCCUGCCUCACUCUGCCAACGCAACAACUGGAUUCCCGGCUGCUUCGCGCAGGGGUGGAGGAAACUCAAGCUGCUCCAAAGUCAACGCAAGCAAAGGGGGUGUGGGUGGGGGAGGAAUAGUCUCUUGGAAACGUAAUGUUGGCCUUGGGGCUCUCCAACCCGCUGGGCUUUCCAAUGGGAUCUUAGAAGCAGCCGAAGCAGCAUGAAGGGCAGCAGCUCAGAGUCAGCCACGAAUUGAAUGCUCUGCCCUGCAGCUCUUCUGGACGGAGGAGCCCAAAGCCCUACCCUCACGAUUCACCAGGUAACGGUUCUUACCCACGUGAACACACAUGGCUCUGUUACGAAAAAUUAAUCAGGUGUUGCUGUUCCUUCUGAUUGUGACUCUUUGUGGGAUUCUGUAUAAGAAAGUUCACAAGGGGACUGUGCUCAAGAAUGCAGCAGAUGAUGACUCCGAGACUCCUGAAGAAAUGGAAGAGGAGAUUCCUGUGGUGAUCUGUGCAGCGGCAGGGAGGAUGGGAGCUGCUAUGGCUGCCAUCAACAGCAUCUACAGCAACACGGACGCCAACAUUUUGUUCUAUGUAGUCGGACUCCGGAAUACUCUGUCUCGAAUACGAAAAUGGAUUGAACAUUCCAAACUGAGAGAGAUAAACUUCAAAAUCGUGGAAUUCAACCCUAUGGUUCUCAAAGGGAAGAUCAGACCAGACUCAUCGAGGCCUGAACUGCUCCAGCCUCUGAACUUUGUUCGAUUUUAUCUCCCUUUGCUUAUCCACCAACACGAGAAAGUCAUCUAUUUGGACGAUGAUGUCAUUGUACAAGGUGAUAUCCAAGAACUGUAUGACACGACCCUGGCCCUGGGCCACGCAGCAGCUUUCUCAGAUGACUGCGAUUUGCCCUCUGCUCAGGACAUGAACAGACUUGUGGGGCUGCAGAAUACAUACAUGGGCUAUCUGGACUACCGGAAGAAGACUAUAAAAGACCUUGGCAUCAGCCCCAGCACCUGCUCUUUCAAUCCUGGUGUGAUUGUUGCCAACAUAACGGAAUGGAAACAUCAGCACAUCACCAAACAAUUGGAGAAAUGGAUGCAAAAAAAUGUGGAGGAAAACCUCUACAGCAGCUCCUUGGGAGGAGGGGUGGCCACCUCCCCAAUGCUGAUUGUGUUCCAUGGGAAAUACACCACAAUCAACCCCCUGUGGCACAUAAGGCACCUGGGCUGGAGUCCACAUGCCAGAUAUUCGGAGCAUUUUCUGCAGGAAGCCAAAUUACUCCACUGGAAUGGAAGACAUAAACCUUGGGACUUCCCCAGUGUUCACAACGACUUAUGGGAAAGCUGGUUUGUUCCUGACCCUGCAGGGAUCUUUAAACUCAAUCACAAUAGCUGAUAUAACUCAUCAUUUAAAAUAGUCCCUGUAUAAAAUGUGGAAUUGUCCCUUUGUAGCCUACUAUUAACACUGUUCUUUAUUAACAGUACCUUUGAUACAUGUAUGAUCCUCAAUAUAAAAAACAAAAACUACUGUGUGCAAAUUGUACCUUGGACCAUACAGGUAUUGAUUUACUUCUUUAAGUACAAGUGGUAAUUAUGAAAAUCAAGAUUAUGUGUGUGAAAUGUGUUGUUGGAAAGAAAUAAACACAGCUAGAUAUCAGCAAUCAAUUUGCUUAACACUGAAUGACAAUUAUAUCCACAAUGUUUUUAAAUUUCUAAAUGUGUUUUCACAUGCAGGCAUUUUUUUAACAAGUUGCCAAUCUUGUCUUUUACAAAACUAUUACACAUUUAAAACAUGAAUGUCUGAAAAAAUAAAAUAUUCAUAGACUUUUAUGAUUUUC